Messenger RNA from Spea bombifrons (plains spadefoot toad), 979 nucleotides. RefSeq names its product cysteine rich hydrophobic domain 2 (gene CHIC2). The transcript is spliced from 6 exons. The record is from RefSeq and is a predicted model, not a curated record. Lineage: Eukaryota; Metazoa; Chordata; Amphibia; Anura; Pelobatidae. Bases 158 to 664 code for a protein of 168 amino acids.
AAUCCUGUGCGUCAGUGGAACGUGCUGACGCAAGUAAUGUUUCUCGUCAUGACGCUGGGCAUGGCGGCCUCCUCUUCCUGGUAACGGUACCGGGGAGAGAGUGAAGGAAGUAGAUUCGUUUAUUUCUUCACUUUUUUUUUUUUAGCCAGCUUCUAGGAUGGCGGAUUUUGAUGAGAUUUACGAGGAGGAGGAAGAGGACGAAGAUGAAGAGCGGGCGCUGGAGGAGCAGCUUCUGAAAUAUUCACCGGACCCGGUGGUAGUGCGAGGAUGCGGACAUGUUACAGUGUUUGGUCUUAGCAACAAAUUUGAAGCAGAGUUUCCGUCGUCUUUAACUGGAAAGGUUGCACCGGAGGAAUUUAAAUCCAGCAUUAACAGAGUGAACGGUUGUCUUAAGAAGAACCUUCCGAUUAAUGUCCGCUGGUUAUUGUGUGGCUGUCUCUGCUGCUGCUGUACAUUGGGCUGCAGCAUGUGGCCGGUUGUAUGUCUCAGCAAAAGAACACGAAGAUCAAUUGAGAAGUUAUUGGAAUGGGAGAACAAUAGGUUAUACCACAAGCUGUGCUUGCACUGGCGACUGAGCAAAAGGAAAUGUGAAACCAAUAACAUGAUGGAAUAUGUCAUCUUGAUAGAAUUUUUACCAAAGACACCGAUUUUUCAACCGGAUUAGCAUUGUCUUUUUCUUUCUAAGGACUAAAUCAAGUAUCUCAUAUUUCCAAUGGUGCCUUGCUCGAUGCUUUCCCAGUGGUGAGACGGCGAUGACGGUUCUACUGAAUUCUGUGGCUUUUUUUCUGUUGAACUUUUUUUCCCUCCUUUACCUUUUUGUCCUCUGACAACAACCAAUACAGCUCUACUUAUGUAUUAUCUUGUAUCAUGACAUUUUAUUUCAUGGAAAUAUUUUUCCACACAAUGGUUUUGUAUAAAGAUUUCAUUUUUGUGUUUGUUUUUUUUCUUUUCACUCAGAGAAAGUUUAUCCUCUGAGGUC